AUGGAAGUGAUGAGAUCCCGACAGAUGAGGACUUUGGACUUAUUUUGUGAAGCUUGCAAUGAAGUGUCUUUUAAUGUACCUCACAAAAUGAAGAUGGGGAUGUUUAUUGGCAGAGUAAAAAUGAAACAUUGUCUUAAUGAUACUGGAAUUAUUGGCAUAAACAAUCCUAAUUUUAUAAUUCUGGAAGAUGGUUCACUGUAUACCAAAAAUGCUAUUUCUUUGACUACACAUGAAAGUAUCAUUACUGUAUUUUCAAAAAAUAUUUAUACACAUGAGCAAAAGCGGAUAUAUGUUAGCUUGCUAACAUACCCCCAAAAGGACUCAAAAACUAGGAGAAGGCAUGUCCGAGCAACUGUUGUGGGACGAACAAAACGAAGAUGGGCUCCAGUGCCAACUAUUAUAAUGGAAAACUCACUAGGGCCUUUUCCUAUGCAAAUUCAACAGCUGUCUUCUGACAUGGCACUAAAGUACAAUAUUAGAUAUUUCAUUACUGGCCCUGGUGUUGACAAACCACCACUGAAUUACUUUUACAUUGAACAAGAAACUGGAAAUCUCUUUGUUACUUGCCCAAUAGAUCGGGAAGAAUACCCAGAAUUUCAGCUCAUUUGCUAUGCAAUGACACCGGAUGGAUAUACCCCAGAAAUCCCACUUAUUCAUAUAAUCAAAAUAGAGGAUGAUAAUGAUAAUACUCCAGAAUUUGAGUACAAUAUUUAUACUUUUCAUGUACCUGAAAACAGUAUAAUUGGAACAGUAGUUGGACAAGUGACUGCAGCAGACAAAGAUGAGCCCAAUACACUGCAUAGUAAAGUGAAAUACAGAAUUAUAUCCCAGAAUCAUCAGAAACUUCAUGAAUUUAUUAUAGAUCCGGAUUCAGGCUGUAUUACGGUAGCAUUACAUCUGGACAGAGAGAUUGUGUCAGCAUACACACUACACAUAGAAGCAAGAGAUAUGGGAGGCGAAGAGUUUGGUUUGUACUCUACAGCAGCAGUACAUAUUGAAAUUGGAGAUGUAAAUGAUAACCUUCCUCAAGUAACACAAAGUAUGUAUGUAGUGGAGAUAUAUGAAAAUAUAGAACAUGCAGAAAUAUUAUGUAUUCCUGUUGAAGAUAAAGAUGAACCCAGAACAUCAUCAUGGAUGGGUGUAUUUGCUAUUACUAAAGGAAAUGAAGAUAAUAGUUUUGCUCUUAGAGUUGACCAACAGCAGAAUAUUGGGUGUUUAAGCACUUUAAAGGAACUGGAUUAUGAGAAAAGCCAUGAGAGAAGAUUAGAAAUUGUCGUAAACAAUGAAGCACCUUAUGUUUCACCUCCCAAUUCAAGAGCUCUUCCAACAACUAUGGUGAGCAUUGUGGUCAAAAUUAAGGAUCAAGAUGAAGGACCUGUAUUUGAAUCUUGUGAAUACAUUCUAUACAUAAAUGAACGCAUGUUGGUUGGCACAGUGGUUGGUAAUUACCAAGCAAUGGAUCCAGAAACUGGAAACAAACCCUUAAGUUACAGAAUAAUAAAGGACCAAUGUGGUUGGAUCACCAUUGAUGAAAUAGGAAACCUCAAAGCAACUGACAUUUUAGAAAGAGAUUCAAAAAACAUAGAAUACAGUCAAUGCAAUGUAACGGUAUCUGCAAUUGAUCAAAGUGGUAAAACAGGAAAUGGGGUAAUUGUGAUAAAACUUGCUAUUGAGAACAAUUACCCAGUGAGUACCAGUAAACACUAUGUCAUGUGUAAAGAUAAAAAACCAAUCUGUAUAAACGCCAGUGACAUUGAUUUGCCGAUGUCCACUAUGCCUUUUCAUUUUGAAAUAGAGAAACCAAUGGACUUAAAAUGGAAGUUAACUCCAAAUGAUGAUGCAUCAGCACUGCUUUCUCUAGUUGAAGAUAUAGACUAUGGGUACCAUUAUAUUCUUCUCAGAAUAUGUAAUGGAGAAAGCAUCAGAAAAAGUGAAAUAUUAGUUCAUUAUUGUGACUGCGCAAUUCCAAGUAACUGCUCCAAAUCCACCACAAACAUAUCAGUGGGUUAUUCUCCUUCAGACAUUCAAGUAGAGCGCACUCCAGCUGCAUCAAGUCUUUUAGGAGCCUGGAGCAUUCCUGCAAUGGUCAUGGGUUCAUUAGCAAUGCUAUCAGGCUUUGGUGCACCUUUUGGACUUUGGCUCUACAGAAAACAUCGCACACCUCAGGAAGAACCUGAUUUAACAUUUGAGAAUUUAACAAGAUCAAACACUGAGGCACCAGGUGAAGGAAACACAAGACCAAACACUGAGGCACCAGGUGAAGGAAACGUAAGAUCAAACAUUGAGGCAUCAAGAAAUACAGCAAUGGGAAACAUUGUGAAGAAAUGGAUGACAGAGGACAAGUGGAUUAUUAUUCAGCCAGUAAGCACUCUGGAAUAUACAAUUAGAUCUGGGUACAGACUGUUCGGGAUUUUUUUUUCUAAAAUGUUUUUUUCUUCAGAAAUUCUAUUGUUAUUCUUCAUAUUCCAGAAUUUAAACAUCAUUCCCGUGUCAACAAUGAAUGAAUUCAUAAAUACGAAUACAGACGUAGUAAAAACUGGAAAGAAAGAUUUGGAAACAGGAAAAAGAGGAUGGCAUUCCACAUCAGAAUUAAUCAAGGGAGGAAAAGUGAAUCAUGUGGCACUAUCUUUACAAAACUGUGCGCCUUCUUUAAGGAAUUCAUUCAGAGAUUUCUGUACAGAAUGGCAGAGGUUCACUAACCCUCGCUUAUCUGAAAUGGUAUUUCUUUGUGGACAAGAGGAAGAAUAUAACCUGGCUAAAGAGUAUUUACACACAUAUAAUUACGAAGGCAAAGACUCACCAACUGGUACUCUAAGUUUCUGUACAGGAGAGUCAGAAGAAGAGAAACUGAGUUUUUUAAACCAGCCAGAGCCUCCAUUCCGGACAUUAGUUGAAGUUUUUGUACAGAAGGAUUGCCUUUAAACUAUUCCUGAAAAUCAGCUGACUUCAACUAGGAAAUUCCCCUUUGCAGAUUCCAUUGAAAUGAAUGAACGGUCUUAAGAAGUUCUAAUGAACUGUAAUAGAAUUUUAAAAGAAUUUCUUCCCCACAGUUGUGUCUAUCAAUUCAUUCUUUAUGGGAUAUUUUGGGAUUUUAAAGAAUUAUUUUAAACAGACUACAAUGGA
This is a messenger RNA of Pseudonaja textilis, 3123 nucleotides long. The record is from RefSeq and is a predicted model, not a curated record. NCBI's taxonomy places the organism in Eukaryota, Metazoa, Chordata, Lepidosauria, Squamata, Elapidae.